Pistacia vera is the source of this 678-nucleotide messenger RNA. Its product is annotated as putative glycine-rich cell wall structural protein 1. Bases 1 to 678 code for a protein of 225 amino acids. Lineage: Eukaryota; Viridiplantae; Streptophyta; Magnoliopsida; Sapindales; Anacardiaceae. The transcript has 2 exons. The record is from RefSeq and is a predicted model, not a curated record.
AUGAGAGUAUUUCACAGAUAUCUGACUUACACAUUUAAUGGUAGGAAAGAGACAAAUGGAAAUGUGACGGUUAAGGAUUUAAUGUUCAUGGAAGCAGCAAUAGUAGGGAGUUGUAGAGUUAUUGGUUUUGCAUUCUUGAUCUUGCUCCUUGUGGACAUUUCUUUUGCUACAUCUAGACAGCUGAAGGAUAUUGGUAUAAGUGAGAGGAGGUGGUGUGGCGGAGAAGGAGGAGGUGAGGUGUGGGUCGGGUGGGUUAUUUUCUGGGUAUGGGUAUGGGUCAGGAGAGGGUCAGGUUAUGUGGUGGUAGAGGGUCUGGUGGUGGAAGUGGUGGAGGUGGAGGAGGAGGCGGUGGGUCUGGGUCGUCGUAGUGGAUACGGGUCUGGGAGUGGAAGUGGAUUGGAUCAGGAUAUGGGUCUGAAGUGGGGGCGGGUAGGUGGAGGUGGCGGCGGCGGUGGUGGUAGAGGAGGAGGAGGUGGUGGAGGCUCCGGGCAUGGAAGUGGUAUGGGUCCGGUUACGGAUGGGAGUGGUUCGGUGUAUGGAAGUGGUGGCGGUAAGGGAGGUGGUGGUGGUGGUGGAGGCGGUGGUGGAGGAGGAGGCGGUGGAGGCAUGGUUCAGGCUAUGGUAGCGGGUCUGGAUAUGGAGGGGGGUUGGGUCAGGAUACGGCGGUGGUGGGGAUGA